Protopolystoma xenopodis is the source of this 337-nucleotide messenger RNA. The record is from the annotation of a GenBank genome assembly. Lineage: Eukaryota; Metazoa; Platyhelminthes; Monogenea; Polystomatidea; Polystomatidae.
AUUAGCACGAGCUCGAACGGCGACAUUGCAGAAUGGGAGCUUUUCGUGCUGGUUCAAUCUGGUACAGGCGAUGACAACGACGUCCACAAAACCCCUUGCUCCUCCUUUCCGUCCCGGUCCGUCUGGGAGACUAAUCAGAAGAGUGUCGUCGGCGGGAGUGGGCGAAGACGCCCUGUUUCCCACUUUUCAUACUGCCCCACUCCGGUCGUGGGUGCAGUCAACUCCCCACGAGGCGGGCGUCCAAAAAUGUCGGGAGUGGUCGGUCUGGCCGAAUCGCCUCAAGAGUCCGGUACUAUUUAGCCCCGGUCAAAGUCGUCCGAAAAUAAUUUCUGCCUAA